Molecule: messenger RNA, 1003 nt
Organism: Aphis gossypii (cotton aphid)
Lineage: Eukaryota; Metazoa; Arthropoda; Insecta; Hemiptera; Aphididae
Exons: 4
Coding region: 93-977 (294 amino acids)
Source: RefSeq, a predicted model, not a curated record
GUUUUUUUUUGAUAACUGCUAUUGCAACUUGCAAGACGCAGUAAUUAUUAUUUUUUUUCAAUUUUGACUUUUUCCAUCGAAAAAUUGCAAAAAUGAAUAAAGAUAAAAGAGAAAGGCAAGCCAAUUUUACAUUGUUGGAAGAGAAGUCAUUGGUGGAACUUGUUUUGAAAUACGGUUCAAUUAUUGAAAAUAAAGAGACAGAUUCAGAUAUAUGGAAAAAAAAGUCUGAAACCUGGGAAUUAAUUGACAGUGCAAUGGUUGUUUCUUCAGGUAUUCAAAGAGGAUCAAAGGCUUUAAAAAACAAGUGGGAAAAGAUUAAAAGAAAUGUCAAACAACGAUUAGCUGAAGAAAAAAAAGAGAUGUAUAAGACUGGUGGGGGUGUGGUCAAAACAUUUAAAAAAAUUGAGUACUUUGAUAGUAUAAUAGAACUUCUUGGAGUCUCAGCAACUGGGCUGGCUAGUAAUUUUGAUUCUGAUGUUGUUGAUUCGUCCCUGAAUAAUUUAAAACAUACUACUUCUACAACUGUUGACAACAAUGAAGUAGAUGAUUUAUUGUUUGAAUUAGAGGGAAUUAAUAGUCCAAAUAUGUUUGAUGAUAGUGAGCUCUUCAACCAAUCAUCACUCAAUGUUGUCACUGUUGAGCAGUUAGAGGUAACACCCAUUACCAGUAGAAAACCACCAAACUGGGAAAAUUGGACUCCAGCUUCAUUACGCCAGCCAGUUUCUGAUGAACUAGUUACUGGGAAAAAAAAGUUAAUAUCGGGGGUUGUAAAUAAAAACAAAAGGCAGAGAAAAAUGCAUAAUGAUGUUGCUAGUAAAAAAAAAGAUGUAUAUGAAGAGCAGUUACAAUUAAUCGAGGUGGAGAAAGAGAGAGGGUGUAUGCGUUUUGAGUGGGAAAAAUUGGAACAUGAACUAAAGGUUGAGGCAUUAAGAUUAGAAAUUGAAAUUAAAAAAAAAACUCUAUCAAAUUUAAGUUAAAUUUUUAAUCUUAUAAUUUUUUUUAA